Exophiala xenobiotica is the source of this 1273-nucleotide messenger RNA. RefSeq lists its product as uncharacterized. The transcript is spliced from 3 exons. Gene Ontology annotation, molecular function: oxidoreductase activity. The coding region runs from base 68 to 1048 and encodes 326 amino acids. The record is from RefSeq and is a predicted model, not a curated record. NCBI's taxonomy places the organism in Eukaryota, Fungi, Ascomycota, Eurotiomycetes, Chaetothyriales, Herpotrichiellaceae.
AACUCGUCAUGAAUUGACCAGAGCUUCACCAGUUCUUCUGCCGCCUCUUGCUCUGUUUUUCUUCGCAAUGCCGCACGCGACUGUGCCAGGGUAUCAACACAUCCAAGUCACCGAGCUUGGGCCAACCUUUGGCGCCGAAGUCUCGGGUAUUGACUUCAGCAAACCAGUCGAACCAGAUGUGUUCAAGGAGAUUCUAGACGCAACAAUAAAGUAUGCCGUCCUAGUCUUUCGCAACGCAGGCCUCGACGAUGCCCGACACGUUGCAUUCUCGCGCCUCUUUGGCGAACUUGACGACGUGAAGCCGUACCUCACGCUAGGCCGCAAGAACCGGUUCCCAUUUGACGAACUGUUCGACGUCUCGAACCAAGAGGACGAUGGCUCGAUAGUGCAGAUUGGCAGUAAGAGGGAGCAGACGGGUAGGGGAAACUCCCUCUUCCAUUGCGACUCGGCCUUCAACCCCCGCCGCGCCGGCUACUCGUUGCUUCGCGCGCACGAGCUCCCACCACCAGGCAACGGGGGUAACACCGACUUCGCCGACACCCGCACAGCUUUUGACGAACUGCCCGCGGACCUGAAAAGUGAGCUCCUCGAGAACGACUACAUCGGAGCGAACAGUCUCUGGCACAGCCGGCGCAAGGCCUGCCCGGAGUCCGAGUUUCUCGCCUCGAUCGACCCGGAAGCAUACCCGUUCGGCCGCCACCGGAUCGUCCAGCGCCACGAGCCGAGCGGCAGAAUGAACCUGUACAUCGCGCACCACCUGCACCACCUGGAGUAUCCCGACGGGCGCAGGGUCGAGGAACCGAAGAGCACGGAGUUGAUCGAGCGCUUGCUCGCGCACGCGACGCAGGAUAAGUACCUGCUCAGCGUCGAGUGGAGGCAGAACGGGGAUGUGGUGUGCUGGGAUAAUACGGCCGUCAUGCACAGGGCGGGAGGGGGUACUUUCCAGGGCAGGUUCAAGAGGGAUAUGAGACGGACCACGGUGCACGAUGGGAGUAGUACUGCGUGGGGGUUGAAUGAGCGGACGACGAAACGGAUGGGGUUGCCAUGAGUUGGAUUUGUGGUGCAGUUGCAGUUGCAGUUGCAGUUUUGGUGAGGGAAUUCCCGAAGAUGGCUUGCACAGCGAUGCUGGGUGCAAGGUGCGAGGUUGAUGGCAGUCUGAGAUGGCGCGAGACACAAGUCUGGAAAAGCGAAAGGGAAAGAGCGAGUUCUGGAUGUACGAUUCGAGGACGUGAGAUGUGAGUUUAGUUCUGUGAUAUAGUAUGCAAAUGUUCAG